AAAGCUUCUCUUGUCUGCAGACACUGACAGGAACUGAACUGCUCAAGAUGUCAUAUCAAAGUUCACCUGCUGAAGUUGAAGUGAAAUGCUCUUACGUUAAGGUGUUUCAAUCUCCUGAGAGUGAAACAACCUCCAUCACCAUCCGAAUCCCUGUUGCCCCACUCGGACCAGCAGUGACAACUAGUCCUGCCAUUUCAGAAAAAGUAACAACUACAACAAACAAGAAAGACUAUAUGAGAGCAAAGGAUAUUAUUAGGGACAUUUAAUUUGUCUGAACCAGUUUCUCAGCAUUGUGGUAGGGUUGAUCUAAACAUACUUUACCACACAUGGUUACCUCUGUAGCCUGUCAGUGUGGUUUUCCUGAGAACAAGUUCGGCAAAAAGACAUCAGCAUGUAAAAGUUGUCACGUAGUCAAACACAAGUGUCGUCCUUAAAGGACUGUGGGACAUUCACAUUAUUCUGCUUCAUCAUGGCUGGACACCUGCUGUUAGUCGUCCUCAUGUAUUCUUGUUCUGAGAUGAAAGCACAAGUUCUUCUUCCACCUAAACUGACGGUGAAUCCAUCGGUGAUCACAGACACAGACUCAGUCACAUUGGACUGUCAGCCUCCACCAUCUGUUUCUGUGUCUCAGUGUUAUUUCAGCACUGUAAGAGUAAGACCGGCCAUAAGCUUCUCUUGUCUGCAGACACUGACAGGAACUGAACUGCUCAAGAUGUCAAAUCAAAGUUCACCUGCUGAGGUUGAAGUGAAAUGCUCUUACCUUAAGGUGUCUCAAUCUCCUGAGAGUGAAACAACGUCCAUCACCAUCCGAACAUCUCUUCCACCUAAACUGACAGUGAAUCCACCAGUGAUCAACGAGAGAGACUCAGUCACAUUGAACUGUCAGACUCCACCAUCCUUUUCUGUGACUCAGUGUCAUUUCUACAUUUCAAGUGGAGGAACUGUCAGAGACUCCUCUUGUCUGCAGACACUGACAGGAACUGAACUGCUGAAGACGUCACCUCAGAGUUCACCUUCUGAGGUUGAAGUGAUGUGUUUUUAUACGGUAAAGCUUGGAGAAAAAGAUUCUCCAUCUCCAUACAGUGGCACUUCCCGCAUUACCAUACACGGUCAAACACCACAGAUGACUCUUCAGCAUUUUCAUGGUGAACACGUUCUCUUUACUUGCUCUCUGCCUGGAUCUGCUAAUCAUGAUACGAAAUGUAACCUGUACUUUGGAGAAGAAAGUGAUCCAGUUAAAACAUCAACCAUCUGGAAGAAAAGAAGCUCAACCAAUCAGUGGUUCUGCCAGUUUAUUGUCACAAUUGAUGAUUUGUUGAAACGUCUACGUUUAGUUAAACAAAGUGAUGCCAGCUGUGAUUACAGUUUGGGACGUGAACCCAACUCUUUGUCUCCUCGUAGUGAUCGAUACAACUUGACUGAUAUUGUGGAAAAAGAGUCACCAUUGACGCAGACUGUGCCGACAUUUACUAUGACCACAGAUUUUCAAUCAUCAGGUACCAGGUCUCAUGCUUCAACUCCUGUAACUUCUAAAAAAGAAACAUCAGGUUGGCCUGUUGGUACACCAAGUAUCACUGAUAGUUUGAUCUCUACUUUCCCAACAUCAGUGAAACCAGCAUCAGGAACAGAUAGCAGUAUGACCCCUAUGAAUCCAGAAACUGAAAUAACAGGUUUGAGUGUUAGUACGUCUUACACUAUAGAUUCCUCUUUCUCUGCAGUCCCUCUGAAAACAGCCACAGAUGAAAAGUGGAUGUUGAAGUUUGUAGUAUUUGUAUCUGGUUUUGGAGUAACUGUGGGCCUCAUCGUACUGGGAUUGGCACUUCUUUGUACUAAAAGAACUGCAGGUUCUAAGGAAGUGAAAAGUCAGGAGCCUCAAUAUGAUAAUAAUGACCCAUACCAUUUGUACAACAUCAUCUCUGAGGAGCCAGCUGAAUCUGCCCCGAAGGUCAUGAUGUAUAGCACCGUGCAAAAACACUGAAACACAAACGGUUUUAUAAAGCAGACUAAAGAACUUGAAAUGCGUUGUAAUAACAUUUUAAAAUUUGACUUUUAUAAUUAUCAUCAUCAGGAUUAAUGUCACACUAUUGCAAUGUUUUUUCUUAGUUCAAACAAAUAAACCACGAGUACAUGGUUAUGGUACGAGUUAUGGUUUAUGACAUACAAAGCACAGCAUGGGUUCCAAACUGCAUUUAAAUUCAGAUUUCUUUGUUUUGUGAAAAUGUAUUUAGUGUUUCUCAUAUAUAAUAUAGCAAAGCAAAGUUAACUUUCUGUUUGUAAUUUAUGUUUUGUAUUCAAAUGUGUUUGUUUAAUGUUAUAUUAUGUUUGUAUGUCAUAUUUUUUGUGACUGGAUGUAAUUUGUCGCAUUUACAACUUACUGCUACUGCACACAAACACACACACCUACACACACACACACACACACACACACACACACACACACACACACACACACACACACACAUUAACUUGAGCACACUUAAUAAAAUAACACAAGGGGUAAAUGAAGGAAGGAAAAUAUUUCUUUGUAUUUAUUCACCAACUUUCUCAAUCAUAUGGUUAAGAGUGUGACAGUUGACAAAAUAUGACUGUAUAUAAUGAAUCAUCCUGUGAUCCUCUUCUUCAUGCAUCUUUAGCUUGUCUGAAAUGUCUUCUGCUUUAAAACAAAGACGUUCAAAUGUUCUGGUGUCUCUCAGGUAUUUUACAUGAUCCAUAUUAUCAAUGACAUCCAAAAUGAUUUAGUUACAAAAUAAACUAUUUGAAGAAAUUAAA
This is a messenger RNA of Dicentrarchus labrax (European seabass), 2769 nucleotides long. RefSeq lists its product as uncharacterized. The transcript is spliced from 14 exons. NCBI's taxonomy places the organism in Eukaryota, Metazoa, Chordata, Actinopteri, Moronidae. The record is from RefSeq and is a predicted model, not a curated record. The coding region runs from base 470 to 1978 and encodes 502 amino acids.